AUGGAAUCGGAGAUAGAACAUGCCCCUGUGGCGGAUGACCCACCAUCGACAGGAGCUCGAGACGACAAUUUCCAUUCCCAGCUGGAGGCCAAGGAGAAUGCUGAUAUCGCCGAAAAAGUCGGUCAAGGAAAAACGCGACCUGAUGGUGAGGUGGAUGAUUCGGGUGAUGAUGGCGCAGAGAGUGAUGACCUUUUCCAAGGGGCCAUAGAGCGCGAUCAUCGUUCUGAAAGUAUUGCUAACCGUCGAAAGAAGCGCGACAUAAGGAGGAGGCAGCACAGCAGGUACAUGCUCCUUCUUGAUGAUCGUCUGGAAUUUCUUGAAGAAGAAGUCAGAAAAUUGAAGAAGGAAGGGAUCAAAGAGGACGAAACAAUCGAGCCCAAGCCUGCAAUUCCAGACCUUCAUCCUAUGAGCUGGACAGAUUACCUAAUCGAUAAGGGAGACGAGAUCCCUCCAGUUCACCACGUAAUCGAUCUUCUCAUGGACGAGCCGGUCAUCUUCCAACGGUCUUCGCUCUGGGUAACCGAGGGAAAGGCAAAGAAAGGCGGUGUUGGCGGUGCUGGCUUUGACAAACUCCACUCGGGGACCAUCGGCCCACAACUCACCACUCUUCCCGAGAGGAUUCGAAUUAAUUGCCAACAGCUUUCUGAGGUGCUUGCAACUUCCAUUACCGAUGAUGUCUUGUCACACACAGCAAACAAGCCGAUGGUCUUGAGACGGCCUUUCAAAGUCCUCACUUAUCACGAGAAAACAAUCCAGAUGUUCAUGGCAAGGAAAGAGGAAGCUCUUUCAAAGGCCGAGAAGAAUCACGGGGACGGGAAGAUGGCCGUGGCAGAAGGAAGCAGUGAUGGCAAAGGGCCUGACGUCGCUGUUGAUGGCGAUGCGGUAUCCGAAAAGGUCCAGCCUGAUGAUCAGCCGGAGGCGGAAUCACCCGAGAAGCGGUUGGUGAAACAUCUUCAUCUCCUCUUACGGUUCGUUGCGGACUACAUCAAGCCAGCCCGAGAGAGGGUUGCCACGCAGCAACGCAUCGCCUUCCAGGACGUUUACCUGCUUUUUGAACCAGGGCAGCUUGUAUACGUGAGGCACCCCGAGCAUCCACAGAGCGUCUGGCGGUUGCUCCAAGUCACCGGCGGCAACCGUUUUCUCCGGCCGUACGACACAUACUUGGAGAACGAGGAUACCGACUUCAAGAAAAUGAAGCGGGAUGCUUUCAGCCAGCUGACGCUUGACUGUUACUUUCUUGUCUUCGACGGCUCCAAAUUUCAGCGAGUCUACAACCGCUUUUCCAUCCGUUACUUUUCCGAUGACCAGCAGAUGAAAAAUCUGUGGAUCCUCCCAUACGACACGGCGAAGCACUUGGGCCUCGUGGACGAGCCCACCCUCCUGAGCAACGGAAAGCAGUACAAAGACUGUACCGACCGAGCCAAAGUCUGUCAUCGCUAUUACCGUGGAAAGACGGUCGAUCGUGAUCCACAAGGUCGCCGCCUCAAGAUUUCCACGGAUUCCGAAAUGGAAAGGAUGAUCUUCACAGAAACAAUAGAAGGCACCGUAAUCGUAGAUUUUGAAAAGGUUUACCGCUACAACCCUGCAUGGAUGCCGCGGUUCAACGAGAUCGAAGAGCACAAGCAUCACGCCCGAGAAUUCGAGAUGGCCGACGAUCCCAACUACGAAAAUGUGCAAGACGACUUCAUUUGGGAUCAGCGCCGAAGGGAAGAGUAUCUCGAAGAGGAGGAGACCGGUCUGAAAGCUCGGAUGUGGGAGCGUGGAGAGGUCCAAGACGAAGACAUCCUGUUACUGCCUGACAGAGUGCCUGCAUUUGUACUUCGGUCGAGAAAAUGGGUCUACCUCCAGUUGGGUUACGAGGUAAAAGAGGAAGACAGAAAGCCCCGGCUGACUGAGGUCCUACCCAAUGACGAAGCAUGGAACGAGCUACAACUCCCUGGUGGGGAUGCUGAACAAGGACACAAGGGUAUCAUCCAGAGUCUCGUCGGAAAACACCUCACAAGGGGCUUGGAGUUUGAUCUGGUCAGAGACAAAGGCCGAGGGCUCAUCGUCCUGCUUCACGGAGCACCUGAUGUUGGGAAAACAUCGACCGCCGAGUGUGUUUCAGGGGCAAGAGGACAGCCUUUGCUCCCCAUCACUUGUGGUGAUCUGGGAUUGCAACCGGAGCUUGUCGAGACCAAUCUCAGCAGACACUUUGAACUGGCCCAAAGCUGGGACUGCAUCCUUCUUCUCGACGAAGCGGAUGUCUUCCUGGCCGAGCGCAGCCUGAAGGAUCUGCAAAGGAAUGCUCUGGUCUCAGUCUUCCUCCGUAUCCUGGAGUACUACGAGGGAAUCCUGUUCCUCACCACGAACAAAGUUGGCCUGAUCGAUGAGGCCUUCAAGUCAAGAAUUCACAUGUCACUCCAUUAUCCGUGGCUGACGGAAGACCAAACCCAGCAGAUAUGGAGAAACCUGAUACGCAAGGCGAAGACGACACAGAAGAACUUGGAGGUUAACGAGGCUGAUAUCUUGCUGUUCGCAAUGAAGCACAUGCGAGAUCAAAAGGACUCCCCUUACGGCAAAGGACCAGACGGGGAUGCACCCGGGUGGAAUGGCCGGCAGAUCAGAAACGCCUUCAUGAGCGCCAUCGCGUUGGCCGACUACGAAGCGAGAAAAGCCUCGAAGGACCAGGUCGUGCUCACUAAGGAACAUUUCAAGAUCGUGGCGAAGGCUUCGAACGACUUUGACAACUACCUGUGGAGGGUUCACGCCUUCCAAUCCGAUUCGAAACGCGCCGAGAAGAACCUGCAACGCUACGACUCCUACCAGCAGAGCCCGAGCACUCUGGACGGGAGAACGGCGGUGCAACGGCCGAGCUUCUACGACCAAGCAGCGAGGCCUGUCACUCCUGGCCGCCAGUUGAACCUUCCAUCGGCGCGUUAUCCGUAUCAGGCACCAAGUCAACCCAUCCAUUACGGACAAUCCGGCCUGCACGCGCCGCCGCCGCCGCAAGCAUACAACGUACCUCAGGGACAGCAGCCCUACUAUCCUCCCGCACCACAGCCGCCACAGCAGCAUCACCAAACGGCAUUUCCCAAUCCCGCGCCGCAGUACAACCCUGGGAUGCCACCGCCACAAGAUUCUCCCCACCAUUUCCCCUCGCAAUACCAGGCACACGAAGCGGGAAGUGGACAAGCACCGCCGGUCCAGCCGGUCCAACCGGUCCAGUCGGUCCAUCAGGGGCAGGUAAUGCCGCCUCAAGCUCCAUCUUCGGAGCUGGGGCAACAGUGGACAGGUUAUCACAGUCAAGCAUGA
Molecule: messenger RNA, 3294 nt
Organism: Diplodia corticola
Lineage: Eukaryota; Fungi; Ascomycota; Dothideomycetes; Botryosphaeriales; Botryosphaeriaceae
Product: aaa family atpase
Exons: 5
Coding region: 1-3294 (1097 amino acids)
Molecular function (GO): ATP hydrolysis activity; ATP binding
Source: RefSeq, a predicted model, not a curated record